AUGCACACCACGCAGAAGGACACGACCUACACGAAGAUUUUUGUCGGGGGUCUUCCGUAUCACACCACAGAUUCCAGUCUCAGGAAAUAUUUUGAAGUGUUCGGAGAAAUUGAAGAAGCAGUCGUGAUUACCGACCGACAGACCGGCAAAUCCAGGGGGUAUGGAUUCGUAAGUAUCAAUAUAGUAUUUAUUUGUCAUAACUUUGAACAGAGACCUCACUUGCACUGUCUGUCAAAUGCCUGCAAUCUUUCAAAUGGCAGCAAAUCACGUCAUCGUGAUUAUGUCAAUGUCUCUAAGAGCAUUGAUGAGAGAAUGAUUGGCUACUAUACACCUGGUUUAGUGUCAUGGUCCCUCCCUCUUUGCAGCCAUUUAGUUUUAAACACAUUUAUGUGAAAUAUUAGCUUGUAGUUUCUGAUGAGUUGAAAAGUUUUCCUUGGGUUUCUGGUUCAACUUAUUUGAGAAAGGCCUACCACAGCCCCAAAAGCGCUUACAGAGAUGAAUUACUCUCAAAUAUAAUUAUUAUAGUCAUCAGCGCAGAAGCAGUUAAGAUCUUAAAGUAAACUUGUCCUCAGCCAAGUACAGAGGAAAACAAUGUACUGACAUCAAGAGGUUCAAUUAUUUUGAGUGAAUGAGUAUCUAUAGAUAGAUAAGUGUUCUAUCCAGCUUCUCCUCUGGAACACAAGGAAAUAACUCAUCAGCACCUAAGAUCUCAACUUACAAUAAAUAAUGAGGGUUACCUAUAUUUUAUAAAUAUUGAGUGACAGUUGGGCCCAAGUGUGAUAUCCAUAUUUUCUCAAAUAAUUGCCCCUUUAGCUAAUGAAUAUGAACAUUGGUGAAUGCUGAUCGUUUUGAUCAUACUUUAACCAUCCCACUUCAUCACCACUUUCACCCUUUAACCUGCUUCUUCCCUGUUCUCUCUCCCUCUCUGUGUAUCCCUGCAGGUUGACGAUGUGGAAACCAUAACAUCGGCGCAGAAGGACUGUAAAGUACCCAACCCACAUACAGAGGACAGAAAGCCAACGUCACGACAGCGACCGUUGGGGCAAAGCCACGGGUGAUGUCAAGCAUGUAAAGUUCACCACUCCACACAACACAGAACACCAUCAGCACCAAGACCACUCAAAAUACAGUUACCUAUACUUCAAUCAUGCACGCAGUGCCCAAGGGACUCACCACUUACCAAACACACCCCACAUUACAACACAACACACACAUGGUGAAUCUACACACACUUAACCACUCCCACUCAUCACCCAACACCACACACACCACACCCUGCCACCCCAUCCACCUACCACCACCCUCUCGUGCUUCCCUGCAGGUCACUGCACCGCCGCCACACACCUUAAAACCCAACCCCACACACUCACGCAGCAACACCAACUCAACCUGCGUCCUUGGGCCAAGCCACGCUGCAUGCCACCAGUAACACACCACACACCACACACCACACACACACACACACACACACACACACACACACACACACACACACACACACACACACACACACACACACACACACACACACACACACACACACACACACACACACACAGUACUUUUUCAGCUACCUGUUCUGUAUGUUAAUGUUCUGAGAACAUUGAGGGUGUGUCCUACAGAACAUGCACCAGGUCUCAUCUUAAAACUUUGCAUUUCUUUUUCAUAUUGUCCUAAUCUUUUCCACACAAAUCAUGCCUGGUUCAGAAUACCAUCAUGAUGAGCUCAAUACUUAUUUUAAUCCUUCUGUCACAUAAAUAUGGAAAAUAAAUGUGUUCAUUCAAUACAUGAUUCAGGAUGUCAUUAAAAUAACUAUUGUGUCUAGAAUGUUCUGAAUAUGUGUGUCCCAAAUGGCAGCUUGUUCCCUAUAUAGUGUACUUCUAUUGGUCCUGGUCAAAAGUAGUGCACUAAAAAUGUAGUGCACUAAAUGGACAAUAGGGUGCCAUUUGGGACUCACAUAAUGACAUGAAUAAGAUCAUCAAUUCAUUUUGACCAUUCCACAUCUCCAUCCAGGUUUCACCUUUGGUGUUCCACAAAUCCAUCCUGCCUUUAUCCAAAGGCCUUAUGGGUAAGUACAGCAGCAUCUUUGUGUUGAGGGGAUGGUUGGGUGUUGAUGGAUAUACAUUAACAAAUGACCUCAUAAAAAUUGAGCUACUGUAUAUGAAACCUCUCUGGUGUAACCUCACAGAAUCUAAAGAGCCAAUGUUCCUAAUUUGGCUGAAGUCUAGCAUUGUUAGAUAUGUUCAUACAAUGACAUGUAUGUUUAUAUAAUCUGUUUAUAUAAUUGUUUUCUGCUUACUCCUAUUUUUCUCCAUACUUACAUGAUUACAGUGCAUGAUAGUUAUGUUGAAACAAAACGUUUCACAAAUCCUCUUUCUUUUUAUCACUGACUACAAAGUUUACCAAAAUAUAAAUGUAAGGUUUGUGUGAGUGAAAGAGAAAGUGUGUGUUCAUUGUAUGAGUGUGUGUGUGUUAUUUGUUGAGUACAACUGAUGGAAAGUUACAGCCUCAAUGACUCAAUGUUAUCUAUCUCUCUGGUCCGACAGGCUCGAUAUGGGUUAAGAUAACUGGUGGUUUCAGGAUUAGUGCUGUGGGCAUGUCACAGAUCAGACCAGGGGAAUUACCUGUAAUCUCAAACACACACAAACAAGCUCAAAUGGUGAUUAUAGAUGCAUGUAUGUUGGUUUAAAAUUUUGGUUUUGAGUUUUAAUUUGAAUAGCAAUUAGAGCUUUGUGUGCUGUUUUACUGUUAUGAAGUGGUGUUGAUAGCUAAACCAUGUGUUUUCUAUUUAAUGAAAAGAAAAGAUGGAUUGAAGAUUUUGGGGGGUGUUCUUUUCCGUUUUUCUGGAAGAAUGUUGACUUUGUAAGGGAGAGCAAAGUUUAACAAAUAUAUAUUUAUUUGAUUAUUUUGUGCUGUAGCUUGUGAUUUACAUUUUCUUUGGUAACAGGAUGUUCUAUAUAUGUUUUUGGAUGUCUUGUUGGAGUGAGUGACGAUUUGCGGUGUGAUUUUUGUAUUACUUCCCACCACUCUCACCCCUACUCCAAACCAAACCAACCCCACCAAAACCUAUCAACAACUCAUUGCUUGCAUGUGUCUUUUUUAAUGACCUUCUUGGAAUUAAUAAUUCUAGCAUUAACACCUAAACUCUCAAACUCACUCUCUCUCUCUCUCUCUCUCUCUCUCAUAUUAUUUCCCUCUCCCUCCAUCUAUCUAUCUAUCCCUAUAUGGUAUACUUCAGACCCCUACGACUCUCAGGAGAGGUGCUGUGUCUCAUUCAGAGAUAAUGGUGUCUGUUCACAAGAAAGUAAUCAUUGGAAAAAUCACUAUCAAGGCACAUGGGAUGAGUACAUAUAUCUCCACACUGAAGGAGAUCUUUUUACUAGUUUAGUUGACGCAAAACACCUUACUAUCAUGUGUGUUUGUGUUAGGGUGUGUGUGUGUGUGUCUUGUGCGUAGUCCAGUCCAGUGGUAGAGCAGUGCCCCAAAAGCUCUACUGUGACACAAACAAAUGUCUGGAUGCCACAGCCUCUGAACAAGCUUUCGUCACAUGGGCUGCGGCGUUAAGGAAAACAAGCUUCUCCAUUGUGCCACACAAAGGCUGGACUGCUGACGCUGCAGUCGUAUGAAGCGUGCGCUGGGGAGCAGGGGGCUCGGGCUCUCUCUGUCAUGUCGGAAUGGGAUGCUCUUUAAAAACAGCAGGCCCAACACAUGCUGGCUAGAGGCCCUGGGAGGUUUAAAGGGCCACAGACAUACAUACUGUAGAUACAGCUGUGGUAGAUCAACCACAUCCAUACAUUAUAGCCCAAGGCCACAGACAUAGGGUAUGUCCCAAAUGCCACCCUAUUCGCUAUAUAGAGCACUACUUUUGACCGGGGCCCUGAUGAAAAAUAGUGCACUAUAUAGAGAGAAUAGGGUGCCAUAUGGGACACAACCAUAGAUAGAAACAGCUGUGGGAGGGCAGCAACCAGCUCCUUGGCCAUCACCACACUACAGCAUGUAGCAGCAGCAACCAGCUCCUUUUCCAUCACCACACUACAGCAUGUAGCAGCAGCAACCAGCUCCUUUUCCAUCACCACACUACAGCAUGUAGCAGCAGCAACCAGCUCCUUGGCCAUCACGGCACUACAGCAUGUAGCAGCAGCAACCAGCUCCUUGGCCAUCACCACACUACAGCAUGUAGCAGCACCAACCAGCUCCUUGGCCAUCACCACACUACAGCAUGUAGCAGCAGCAACCAGCUCCUUUGCCAUCACCACACUACAGCAUGUAGCAGCAGCAACCAGCUCCUUGGCCAUCACCACACUACAGCAUGUAGCAGCAGAAACCAGCUCCUUUGCCAUCACCACACUACAGCAUGUAGCAGCAGCAACCAGCUCCUUUGCCAUCACCACACUACAGCAUGUAGCAGCAAGCAACCAGCUCCUUGGCCAUCACCACACUACAGCAUGUAGCAGCAGAAACCAGCUCCUUUGCCAUCACCACACUACAGCAUGUAGCAGCAGCAACCAGCUCCUUUGCCAUCACCACACCACAGCAUGUAGCAGCAGCAACCAGCUCCUUGGCCAUCACCACACUACAGCAUGUAGCAGCAGCAACCAGCUCCUUUGCCAUCACUACACCACAGCAUGUAGCAGCAGCAACCAGCUCCUUGGCCAUCACCACAUUACAGCAUAUAGCAGCAGCAACCAGCUCCUUGGCCAUCACCACACUACAACAUGUAGCAGCAGCAACCAGCUCCUUGGCCAUCACCACACUACAGCAUGUAGCAGCAGCAACCAGCUCCUUGGCCAUCACCACACUACAGCAUGUAGCAGCAGCAACCAGCUCAUUGGCCAUCACCACACUAGAGCAUGUAGCAGCAGCAACCAGCUCCUUGGCCAUCACCGCACUACAGCAUGUAGCAGCAGCAACCAGCUCCUUGGCCAUCACCACACUACAGCAUGUAGCAGCAGCAACCUGCUCCUUGGCCAUCACCACACUACAAGCAUGUAGCAGCAGCAACCAGCUCCUUGGCCAUCACCACACUACAGCAUGUAGCAGCAGCAACCAGAUCCUUGGCCAUCACCACAUUACAGCAUGUAGCAGCAGCAACCAGCUCCUUGGCCAUCACCGCACUACAGCAUGUAGCAGCAGCAACCAGCUCCUUGGCCAUCACCACACUACAGCAUGUAGCAGCAGCAACCAGCUCCUUGGCCAUCACCACACUACAGCAUGUAGCAGCAGCAACCAGCUCCUUGGCCAUCACCACACUACAGCAUGCAGCAGCAGCAACCAGCUCCUUGGCCAUCACCACACUACAGCAUGUAGCAGCAGCAACCAGCUCCUUGGCCAUCACCACACUACAGCAUGUAGCAGCAGCAACCAGCUCCUUGGCCAUCACCACAUUACAGCAUAUAGCAGCAGCAACCAGCUCCUUGGCCAUCACCACACUACAGCAUGUAGCAGCAGCAACCAGCUCCUUGGCCAUCACCACACUACAGCAUGUAGCAGCAGGCACCAGCUCCUUGGCCAUCACCACACUACAGCAUGUAGCAGCAGAACCAGCUCCUUUGCCAUCACCACACACCACAGUAUGGUAGCAGCACAACCAGCUCCUUGCCAUCACUACACCACAGCAUGUAGCAGCAGCAACCAGCUCCUUGGCCAUCACCACACCAAAGCAUGUAACAGCAGCAACCACUCCUUGGCCAUCACCCCACUAUAGCAUGUAGCAGCAGCAACCAGCUCCCUUGGCCAUCACCACACUACAGCAUGUAGCAGCAAGCAACCCAGCUCCUUGGCCAUCCCACACACACUACAGCAUGUAGCAGCAGCAACCAGCUCCUUGGCCAUCACCACAUUACAGCAUAUAGCAGCAGCAACCAGCUCCUUGGCCAUCACCAACACUACAGCAUGUAGCAGCAGCAACCAGCUCCUUGGCCAUCACCAACACUACUUCAUGUGCAGCAGCACCAGCUCCUUGGCCAUCACACACUACAGCAUGUAGCAGCAGCACACUACAGCAUGUAGCAGCAGCAACCAGCUCUGGCCAUCACCACACUACAGCAUGUAGCAGCAGCAACCAGCUCAUUGGCCAUCACCACACUACAGCAUGUAGCAGCAGCAACCAGCUCCUUGGCCAUCACCGCACUACAGCAUGUAGCAGCAGCAACCAGCUCCUUGGCCAUCACCACACUACAGCAUGUAGCAGCAGCAACCAGCUCCUUGGCCAUCACCACACUACAGCAUGUAGCAGCAGCAACCAGCUCCUUGGCCAUCACCACACUACAGCAUGUAGCAGCAGCAACCAGCUCCUUGGCCAUCACCACACUACAGCAUGCAGCAGCAGCAACCAGCUCCUUGGCCAUCACCACACUACAGCAUGUAGCAGCAGCAACCAGCUCAUUGGCCAUCACCACAUUACAGCAUAUAGCAGCAGCAACCAGCUCCUUGGCCAUCACCACACUACAGCAUGUAGCAGCAGCAACCAGCUCCUUGGCCAUCACCACACUACAGCAUGUAGCAGCAGCAACCAGCUCCUUUGCCAUCACCACACUACAGCAUGUAGCAGCAGAAACCAGCUCCUUUGCCAUCACCACACCACAACAUGUAGCAGCAGCAAGCAGCUCCUUUGCCAUCACCACACCACAGCAUGUAGCAGCAGCAACCAGCUCAUUUGCCAUCACUACACUACAGCAUGUAGCAGCAGCAACCAGCUCCUUGGCCAUCACCACACCAAAGCAUGUAACAGCAGCAACCAGCUCCUUGGCAAUCACCACACAAUAGCAUGUAGCAGCAGCAACCAGCUCCUUGGCCAUCACCACACUACAGCAUGUAGCAGCAGCAACCAGCUCCUUGGCCAUCACCACACUACCAGCAUGUAGCAGCAGCAAACCAGCUCCUUGGCCAUCACCACAUUACAGCAUACAGCAGCAGCAACCAGCUCCUUGGCCAUCACCACACUACAGCAUGUAGCAGCAGCAACCAGCUCCUUGGCCAUCACCACACUACAGCAUGUAGCAGCAGCAACCAGCUCCUUGGCCAUCACCAAUACAGCAUUGCACAGCAACCGAUCCGUUGGCCAUCACCAACACUUACAGCAUGUAGCCAGCAAGGCAACCAGACUCCUUGGCCAUCACCGCACUACAGCAUGUAGCAGCAGCAACCAGCUCCUUGGCCAUCACCACACUACAGCAUGUAGCAGCAGCAACCAGUCUCCUUGCCAUCACCACACUACAGCAUGCAGCAGCAGCAAACCAGGUCCUUGGCCAUCACCACACUACAGCAUGUAGCAGCAGCAACCAGCUCAUUGGCCAUCACCACACUACAGCAUGUAGCAGCAGCCACCAGCUCCUUGGCCAUCACUACACUACAGCAUGUAGCAGUAGCAACCAGCUCCUUGGCCAUCACCACACUACAGCAUGUAGCAGCAGCAACCAGCUCCUUGGCCAUCACCACACUACAGCAUGUAGCAGCAGCAACCAGCUCCUUGGCCAUCACCACACUACAGCAUGUAGCAGCAGCAACCAGCUCCUUUGCCAUCACCACACUACAGCAUGUAGCAGCAGCAACCAGCUCCUUGGCCAUCACCACACUACAGCAUGUAGCAGCAGCAACCAGCUCCUUGGCCAUCACCACACUACAGCAUGUAGCAGCAGCAACCAGCUCCUUGGCCAUCACCACACUACAGCAUGUAGCAGCAGCCACCAGCUCCUUGGUCAUCACCACACUACAGCAUGUAGCAGCAGCCACCAGCUCCUUGGCCAUCACCACACUACAGCAUGUAGCAGCAGCAACCAGCUCCUUUGCCAUCACCACACUACAUCAUGUAGCAGCAGCAACCAGCUCCUUGGCCAUCACCACACUACAGCAUGUAGCAGCAGCAACCAGCUCCUUGGCCAUCACCACACUACAGCAUGUAGCAGCAGCAACCAGCUCCUUGGCCAUCACCACACUACAGCAUGUAGCAGCAGCAACCAGCUCCUUGGCCAUCACCACACUACAGCAUGUAGCUGCAGCAACCAGCUCCUUGGCCAUCACCACACUACAGCAUGUAGCAGCAGCAACCAGCUCCUUGGCCAUCACGGCACUACAGCAUGUAGCAGCAGCAACCAUCUCCUUGGCCAUCACGGCACUACAGCAUGUAUCAGCAGCAACCAGCUCCUUGUCCAUCACCGCACUACAGCAUGUAGCAGCAGCAACCAGCUCCUUUGCCAUCACCGCACUACAGCAUGUAGCAGCAGCAACCAGCUCCUUGGCCAUCACCACACUACAGCAUGUAGCAGCAGCAACCAGCUCCUUGGCCAUCACCACACUACAGCAUGUAGCAGCAGCAACCAGCUCCUUUGCCAUCACCACACUACAGCAUGUAGCAGCAGCAAGCAGCUCCUUGGCCAUCACCACACUACAGCAUGUAGCAGCAGCCACCAGCUCCUUGGUCAUCACCACACUACAGCAUGUAGCAGCAGCCACCAGCUCCUUGGCCAUCACCACACUACAGCAUGUAGCAGCAGCAUCCAGCUCCUUUGCCAUCACCACACUACAGCAUGUAGCAGCAGCAACCAGCUCCUUGGCCAUCACCACACUACAGCAUGUAGCAGCAGCAACCAGCUCCUUGGCCAUCACCACACUACAGCAUGUAGCAGCAGCAACCAGCUCCUUGGCCAUCACCACACUACAGCAUGUAGCAGCAGCAACCAGCUCAUUGGCCAUCACAACACUACAGCAUGUAGCAGCAGCAACCAGCUCCUUGGCCAUCAACACACUGCAGCAGCCACCAGCUCCUUGGUCAUCACCACACUACAGCAUGUAGCAGCAGCCAUCCGCUCCUUGGCCAUCACCACACUACAGAAUGUAGCAGCAGCAACCAGCUCCUUUGCCAUCACCACACUACAGCAUGUAGCAGCAGCAACCAGCUCCUUGGCCAUCACCACACUACAGCAUGUAGCUGCAGCAACCAGCUCCUUGGCCAUCACCACACUACAGCAUGUAGCUGCAGCAACCAGAUCCUUUGCCAUCACCACACUACAGCAUGUAGCAGCAGCCAUCCGCUCCUUGGCCAUCACCACACUACAGAAUGUAGCAGCAGCAACCAGCUCCUUUGCCAUCACCACACUACAGCAUGUAGCAGCAGCAAUCAGCUCCUUUGCCAUCACCACACUACAGCAUGUAGCAGCAGCAACCAGCUCAUUGGCCAUCACCACACUACAGCAUGUAGCAGCAGCAACCAGCUCCUUUUCCAUCACCACACUACAGCAUGUAGCAGCAGCAACCAGCUCCUUGGCCAUCACCACACUUUAG
Messenger RNA from Coregonus sp. 'balchen', 9279 nucleotides. NCBI's taxonomy places the organism in Eukaryota, Metazoa, Chordata, Actinopteri, Salmoniformes, Salmonidae. The record is from the annotation of a GenBank genome assembly.